AAAAAAGAAAAUAAGACAAUGACAGUAGUGUCCCCUAACAAUUUCUCCUAGCAACAAGUACAGGUCGAAAAUGGCGGCAAAUCAGACAGGCCACAGAAUUGAUGUGUUGGCUAAACCCAGACAACUUCAUCCACUGUACAGAGAAAAUAGACGAUCGGUCUAUUGGGUGGACAAGGAGCCGCUAAAGCCUGGCCCAGAUGGAACUACAGCAGUUGAUGCCUCACCAAGAGUCCUGGAGUUGUCUCGCCAUAAGACUGCAGAUGGAUGGCAUCCUGACAGACCUUCUGCCUCCUGGCCAGUUUCUGAGACUGCCAAAUCUGCUUCGGCAUCGCCAAGAAUCAUACAGCUGAGUGGGCACAAGAAUCCACAUCGUAACUAUCUGUUUGACCGAAGUCCUGAGUGGGACAUUCCCAGGUCAGCUCUCUCAUCCAGUUCUGGCCCCAGACUUGAUAGGCUGGCAACGCCGAAGAACCGGGCAGAUUCUAAUUCCUACUAUGACCCUUACUGGGGUUACAGGCUGCCAAUAGAAGCCAACAUCCUAAAAGCAAGUUGCUCACCCAGAGUGGAGGCUCUGAGUGCUUUCAAGGACUAUCAUAAAAAUUUUACUCCAGCAAGGCCAGUUCAGUGGACUGUGUCCAGGGAGGCCUUGCAGGCCAUAGCCUCUAUCAGACUUCAGCAACUGUCUCGUCCACCAUCUCGUGCACUGACCAAGGAUGAUUUCGACCCUUACAGAAUUCCUUCUGGGGCUCUGAGAGCCCAGUCCACCCCACGGCUUGAUGAGCUGGCAUUGCCCAUCCCACGCAAAGUGCGAGCCAAAAGAAUAGUUUGACUUUUUAAUUUGCCAAAAGUAUUGGAACAAAUUAUUUUUAUAAUUGUUCAGUUAUGUUCAUAUUUAAACAAUCUUUUUGGACUUAGUGAACUAAUUUUAGUGAAUUAAUUUUAGUGAACUAAUUCUAAAAACUUUUCCUUGUAGCAAAGAAAUUUUCUUUGAAUGUGUUUACUCCCAUGAAUUUCUAGCCUGCUUUUCUUUGUUGCUUUUACCAAUCCUAUUGUGCUUAUAUUUCUGUGUGCCAGGUGUUCUUGAGUCUUCCUUGUCCUCACAAGACUGCUGUAUUACUAGCAAGUGCCUGCAACUUCUUUUUGUUUUUCAUAUUUCAAUGACAUGUUAGAAUAACUUUGCUUUUACUGACGGAGUUUUUCUUUCUCUUAAACAAGUUAACGUUGAUUGACUACAUUAGUUUUGUUCUGAAGCGACUAACUUCCACUGACUAUGCUAGUCCUUCUAUAAUCUGAUUUUAUUUUAACUGACUUUUGUAAGAGUAUGAUGCUAGUAGAUUAAAGAUAUUUUUAGUUUAACUGUUUUUGUAUCGCUCGUAUUUCAUGCUAUUGAAUGCUCAGUGUGCUUGGUCCAACCUUUUUUUGUGGACAUGUGGAGUAUCUGAAAGGUUUCAUGCUGUUUUUAGAUGCUAACAGAACUUGAGCCUAGAUGAUAUGUAGCCUAACAGUCGGUGCCACAACGUGUGUGUAGAACAGAAAUUGAUGUCAUGACUGUCAGGAAAGGUAUUGUUUGUCAGGAAGCUAGAAAUAUAAAUUUGGCUCUGCCGAGACUUUGAGAACUUUUGCUACCUGUUGAGAGUAAACCUUCGUCAUUGUAUAAAGCUGUGUCUUGACUAUUCUUUAAUGUUUCGUUGUCGAGAGGCUGUGAACCUGUAGUGAUAUCAGAUCACAAAAUAAUGUGUUUUCUUUCUUCACGGCUCUACUUUCACUGACUAUAUUAGUCGUGCUAGACCGAAAUCUUUUGUGUUUAAAGAUGCAUCUAUGACUAGCUGUAUGAAUACAUUUGAUGCAUGACAAUUUUAAAUUUUUUUCCUUUUCAAUGUUUACCUUAAAAGUUUACUUAUACAUUUGUCUUUUCCCAAAAUAUUUUUUUCCGCUAAUAAAUAAACAAUAGAAUGUGAGAUAGCAAGAUUUUUAAAAAAUUGAAGAUUUUAUUUCUUAGAAUAAUUGUUUCAUUUGUACAUUAGAGAAAUAAUGUCUGUAAUAAAGUAUGGCAUGCUUUUACUGCAGGUCAUAUGUGUAGAAGUCAAAUCAAUUUUUGAUAUUACAUCAGUUUAUUUCUUUCCUAUUUUAAAAAUGCUGUUUUUUACAAAAGUUAUUUUAAAUUUGUUUCUUGAUCCACAAUAUUGAAGCAACAAUGCACUUUUUGUUCAAACUUUUUGGCUUUUGCUAUGAAUUUUGUUUUAUUUUUUUGGCACAUUUUUGUAUAUAGUUGCAAUGAGCUUUCUGUUAAAAUUUCUGAAGUAUUAUGAGUUCGUGUCAUUACAACAACAGUAUUACAUGUUUUUCUGUAUAUCAUUAUAUGGGUUUUAAAUUUGGUUGUGUCACAUUUUAAAAAACUAUAUCCAUGUCAUUAAUGUUUGUAAACAAAAACGUAUUUCUCAAUACUGUCCUGUAUUUAAUAGAAUUUUUUUUUUAUACAGAUUAAAAAAAUUUUUUUAGAUUAAAGUAAGACGGCGUUCCAUUCAAUGAAAUUGGUCGCUAAGAUCUGUAUGCUGCCAAAUAGUGCUUAUCUAACUUUUUUUGAAAAGUUAAUUUUUUCUGUGUAAACAUUUUUGACAACAAAAAACACUUUUAGGAACUACUUACCAAAUAUAAAAUUUACUUGUACAAUAUUUUGUUAGACUACCUUUUGUUCUCAUUUAACUGUCUUGUAUAAAAGUGUAUUGCUAUAAAGAGAAUCUUUUACUUUAUAUAUAUAUAUAUAUAUAUAUACAGUCGAAUCCAGUUAAUUGGUCCACUGGUUAAUCAGACCAACUUCUUAUUGGAACCCAAUCCUAAAGUACCUAAACUUAACACAUAGUAUCAUUCAAUCCAGUUAACUUGACCAGCUGCUUGUUAGGACCAAAGCUAUUGCUUCCCAAUGUGGUCUUAUUUACAAAUAUUUAACUGUACAAUCUGUGAUCUUAAGUUAUGCACUGUUGUGAUAUUUAUUGCCUACAUGUAAGCUAUUUUGGAAUAAUAUAAAUUUUACUACCUUUUUUUGCUAGAGAAGGACACAACCUUUGUAACUCCAAUUUUAGAGAGUUAAUUAUUGUUUGAUGAAAUUUUUAUAUAGAUUUCUCUUUUUUUUUUGUUCAUUUUUCAAAGCAGUUGUUUGGAUGUAUUAAAAGAAGAAAAUCACAAAACAGCAGUUUAAAAUCUACUUUUCACAGCCGAGCACAUUGUUUCACCAAGUACAAACCUGUUGUGAAUGUGGUUUUGUAAACUUUUUAAAAGUUGCAUAAUCUGAUUUUCAUUUUUUUUACUAUUAAAAAGAAAAUUGCUUUUUUGUUAACCAUUAACUCUAAAAGUUAGGACUCUUUUCACCUAUUUAUAUGUUAGCUCUAUACUCAAUUCUUGUUAAGACUUAAACAACUAUUAAUAAUAUUCAAGGGCCAUGGUUACAUAUCUGUAUUAUACUUUCAGUAUUACUAUUGUACUUUAAAUUUUUUUUUACUCCAGACUAUAGUCUACUUAUAAUUUAUUAUCAGUAUUAUUUAUAUUUAUUAUAUAUAUCAAUAUUUAAUUACUGUUUAUAUUUUCUUCACUAACCAUAAUGGGACCCAAAUUGAGAUUAUAUUUAGCAGGGACUAACAUCUCUUAACAACAUUGGGGGAAUUUUGUGCUGAUUUACCUUCAUGAUUUUCUCCUAUGAUAUAUAAUGAUACUGGUCCUUUCGGAGGGUUGGACAUUGACGAAGCUUAUUUCUAUUUAUUAGAACCAUAAAGUGUGAAGAAAAUCGAAAGCAAAAGUCAAAUCUAGUAUAUCUUGUGUACAUAGUACCAUUUUUAUUAAUAGUUUUAAGAAUUAUAUUUAUGAUAAUACAAUGUACUCUAGAACAAACUAAACAUUUCAUAACAUUAACUAAUUGAAUGCCUUUUCACUUUUAUAAUUUUGAAAAUUGUUUUAUGAAUUCGAGAUAUUUUCUCAAUUUCAUAAACACUUCGUAAGCUAGCAUCCCUAUUGCUCUUCUGUAUUCUAUAAGCUGUGAUAUAUUGAAUCCAUGUCAUAAUUGUAUAGACCUAUAGCAAAAUGAUUAUCUUUUUUUUUUCUUUCAAAUAACAACAUCAAUAAGUCAGAGAAGAUUUUUUUUUUAUUGGAUUAAAAUGAGAACUGAUUUUGAAUUAAGUGGUAACAUCUGUAAUUUAUAAUCAUUGGUUUUCUUGGCUGAUGCCAUGCUCUAGGGAAGAAGGAGCACUUGUAUGAAUUUUUGCUAGCACAUGGAAUGAGAAAUGUGCCUUUAAGUGGGAAACGUGGUCGACAGGCUAAGUGCGCUUGAACUUGGCUUGGCUACCUAGAAGGGGGCUCGAGGUUCGACACCCGACUCGGGCAGAGUUGUGUUUACUGAGCACCUAAAGGCAGCAUGGAAAACCAACUCCUAGAUACCCCCCCCCCCCCCCCCCCCACUGGUCCACAAAUGAGAUUGGACCAAAGCGUUAUGAGCAUGCUAUAAGCAUGAAAGUAGCGCUAUAUAAAAGCUAUAAAUAUAUAUCUUCAAGUCAUUUAUUGAAAGUCAGAUAAAAAUAGAUUAAGACGUUCUCUUUACCAGAAGUGGGUGGUGAUAUCUGUAUGCAAUCUUUAUUGAAGAAAAUUAAAUACAAUUACAUGUGUUCCAAUUUCAAAAAAAGGUUUAAGAAAGUUGGAACGGUCUAAAUUUAGUUUAUUUAUUGUCAACCUUCACAAUAUCUUACAAAGUAUAAUUAUCAAACUUUCUUAAACUGGUUGAGCACAUUCUGCUUAAGUUCAAUGCCAAAUGUUCUUUAAAUGCAUAGUAGCGAGACCAUUAUUUGUUAUAGAAGACCUCAACACUGACCUGCAACAUCACAACUUGUGGGCAGUUUAAACCAAUACUUCAUUGCCACGUUGUACAGUGUUGAGGCCUUCUAAAAUAAUAAGUAUCCAUAAUACGGGGUUAAUAUUGGUGGCAAAAAAAAAAUCAAGCCAAAUGAAAAUGUUUUCAUUUAAAUCUAUCAAUUUUGAACAGUCUAUUUUUUUACAGUUUGUCUUGUUGUUGUUUUAACAUGCUCUGCACUUUUUUUUUUUUGCUGGAUACUUUCUAGUGAUCACACCGUGUGCUGCCUUUGAUCUGCUGUGCAAUGAUUGAAUUAAAAUAAUUAAUGUCAACCAAA
Molecule: messenger RNA, 5168 nt
Organism: Biomphalaria glabrata
Lineage: Eukaryota; Metazoa; Mollusca; Gastropoda; Planorbidae
Product: testicular haploid expressed gene protein-like
Exons: 7
Coding region: 71-829 (252 amino acids)
Biological process (GO): spermatogenesis
Source: RefSeq, a predicted model, not a curated record